AUGGCGGAGAGUGGUGGCCGGAGGAUCGGAGUGGCGGUGGAUUUCUCGGAGUGCAGCAAGAAGGCUCUGAACUGGGCGAUCGACAACGUCGUUCGCGAGGGCGAUUAUCUAAUCCUCAUCACCGUCGCUCACGAGAUGAACUACGAGGAAGGCGAGAUGCAGCUCUGGGAGACCGUUGGAUCGCGUACGCUUUGA
Molecule: messenger RNA, 195 nt
Organism: Thlaspi arvense
Lineage: Eukaryota; Viridiplantae; Streptophyta; Magnoliopsida; Brassicales; Brassicaceae
Source: the annotation of a GenBank genome assembly